Ictalurus furcatus (blue catfish) is the source of this 4971-nucleotide messenger RNA. It is a transcript of the gene tbc1d22a, whose product is annotated as TBC1 domain family, member 22a. Gene Ontology annotation, biological process: activation of GTPase activity. The record is from RefSeq and is a predicted model, not a curated record. Bases 182 to 1615 code for a protein of 477 amino acids. Gene Ontology annotation, molecular function: GTPase activator activity. The transcript has 12 exons. Lineage: Eukaryota; Metazoa; Chordata; Actinopteri; Siluriformes; Ictaluridae.
ACCAAUCAGGUCGCUGCUUGCUCCCCGUAGAUCUGCACCAACAUGGCGGCGUUCUGAGUUUACGAAGAGGAAAAAAAUAGCUAAUGUGUAAAUAAACUCAAUUGUACAUUAUUUAGAGAGUAUAUUAGUCGUCUGAAGUGGUCGAGGUGUUGAUGAACUGUUGUACAGAGAGAAAUAAAAAAUGUCGAGUGACGGAAGUAAAAAACAAUUCUGGAAAAGGAACACAGCGAAGGUUCCUGGCAGUAUACAACACGUUUAUGGAGCCCAGCAUCCUCCUUUUGAUCCUCUCCUACAUGCUAAUUUGAUCAAAGCUGGAAACAAACCGCCUGUGACGAGCACGCCUGGAAAGCCGAAGAAAGCCACCACUUUCCAGGAGUUCGAGAGCAUCACGAGUGAUGCCUGGGACGUGGGCGACGACGACGAUGAGCUCCUCGCCAUGGCCGCCCAGAACCUCAACAUCGAGGUCGUGAUGGAGACUGCCAACAAGGUGAUCGAGAACCACAGCAAGCAGCAGGAGCGACGACAGCAGCAGCUCGAUGAACCUCCUGGACCUGAGGAGAAAGACAAAGAGGAGGGGCAUGACAAAGAUGAAGAAGAGAGGCUGGAGGAGGAGGAGACCACCACAGAGCUGUCCUUUAGCUCGGAGCGUCUCCACCACAGUGACAGCAGGCUGGUGAAGUCCCACAGUGAAGCACCUAUUGGAUCACCAAAGGAGAUGAGUGGCGAGCGGGCAGCACUGUACAGGCAGCAGUCGCUCCCUCACAGGCCGGUCAUCCCCCUGGUGGCCCGCAUGGCUGAUCAGAACACUUCAGGAACUCCUGCCAUGACGGAGAGAGAGGCUUCCAGACUAGACAAGUUCAGACAGCUUCUGGCUGGACCUAAUACAGACCUCGAAGAGCUCCGGAAGUUGAGCUGGUCAGGAAUUCCACGGCAAGUGCGUCCCAUCACAUGGAAGCUUCUCUCAGGUUACCUGCCUGCCAAUGCCGAGCGCAGAGCCAGCACCCUGCAGAGAAAGAGGCAGGAAUACUUUGGUUUCAUCGAGCAGUACUACGACUCCCGCAACGACGAGCAUCACCAGGACACCUACAGACAGAUUUGCAUAGAUAUUCCCCGGAUGACUCUGGAGAUUUUCGCGCUCCAGCCGAAACUCAUUGAGAUUCACAUUGACAUACCGAGAACUAAUCCUCUUAUUCCUCUCUUUCAACAAGCUUCUGUGCAAGAGAUCUUUGAGCGGAUUCUUUUCAUCUGGGCCAUCCGGCAUCCCGCCAGCGGUUACGUACAGGGCAUCAACGAUCUCGUCACGCCCUUCUUCGUUGUCUACAUCUUUGAGUAUAUCGAGGAAGAGGUGGAAAAUUUCGAUGUUUCCAGCUUGCAGGAAGAGGUGCUGCGGAACAUCGAGGCUGACAGCUUCUGGUGCAUGAGCAAGCUGCUGGAUGGUAUUCAGGACAACUACACUUUUGCCCAGCCGGGGAUCCAGAGGAAAGUGAAGGCCCUGGAGGAACUGGUGAGCCGGAUCGAUGGGAAGCAGAGAGGGAGAGAGAGACAGGUAGAGCGGAGAGAGAUAUGCCUGCUGUGUCUAAAGCCCUUAAAGCUGUGGGCAGAACGCGCUGUCUAGAAUAUACUUUGCAGUCAAGCAACCGACAGUCCCAAGUGAAUAAAGCAGUGCAGCAACGACCGAAAGGCACAAUGUGUAUAUGUUUACCGACAAAUAAAUCUGACUUGGACAGUAAUUCAUCCUAUGCAUUUGAGUAAUCUUAAGUACAGCAAUGGGAAACGGGGAAAACUCUUGAGUUGUCAUUUUUUUUCUAAAUAAACUCCUGGAUAAUUUUUUUUUUUAAAAUGGGGCAAGCCCAAAAUGGAAAAAUAUGAAGCUUUUAAUGGAAACAGGGAAAUUCACUUAUGUAGUCUUAAAUAAAAAAAUUAAGAAAUAAAUAAAAAGCUGUCCACAACAUUUAUUUAAAGUAAACCAAACGUUUAAACAAAUCAAAGGGAAAAGCUAUGGCAUACGAAGUUCUUUAUUUAUUUGUUUAAUUCUUGUUAAUUUUCUGACCAGUGAUUUGUUGGUAAGAUCAUUAAAAGCUUAAUAUUCUGCCAUUUUGGGUUUCACCCAUUUUUUUUUUUUUUUGCCCAGGAGUGUACAUACCAUAAUAUGCACCUUCAAUAAACCUGCUACAUUUAUUUAUUUAAAAUGAAGUCUGUGGUAUUUACUUCUCUAGGUCAGGACCUCCCUAUCUGCUUAUGUUGCAUAGGGAAGAUAUCAGAUUAACAGUGUGUAUGCAUUGAAUAAUUCUUGAAAUCUGAUAAUGCUUUUCAUUUAAAAAGAUAUAUUGUCGCGUCAUACCGUGCUGUCCACAACAAACUGGCAGCUCCAAAAAGAAUUAUUUUUAAAAAGUAAUAAGCGCAUUAUGUUUCCCAGUGCUUCCUGUCAUUCUGCUGACUACACAUAAGUUGUCUAGCCUAACUCUCAGGUUUAAGGUCUCUUUUUUUUUUUCUUUUCCUCUCCACAUUACUUGCCCUCGCUCCUUCAGCCUGAGUGUCAGACUCAAUCAGUGCUGCAGUGGUUUGGCCUUUGCAGAGAGCACCGCUGCCCCGCUGGGGAAAAGCCGAAGUCACUGGAGCAUAAGCCCCGCUCAUUACUUUCUAUUAGAUGGCCAUAAUCAGAAUUGAAUGGCCACUUCUCAGAGACAGACCCUGCUCCUGCGCUUCAGCACCCGGGCCUGUCUGCUCAGCCUGCAUCGAGUUCACUGAUGCUUUUCAUUUUGGGAGAAAAUAAAACAGAUUUGAAUGCUUUCCCCCAUUCUCGCUUUGUUGGCGCUAUUUCUCUUUGCAUGUGUGCGUAUAAGAGAGUGUACAUUUUCCUCAGUUUUUUUUUGGAGUGGUGUGAUUUCCUUUCUGCACCUUUUUUUUUUUAAACACAGAGAAGAAGUUCUGUUUGUGUGUGCUGUAUUCAUUCCAAAAUUACCCUGUUUAUCAGUGAGAGAAUUUCUUUGGCGUUCAGAAGUGCUUGGCUGCAAAAGCAGAAGAUUCUCAAGCAGGAUGUAACCCUGUUACCGGCUGAACAGAUCUUUGGUUUGGGAAUGGUUAGCAUUUUAUUUAUUUAUUUUUUUUCAAUGAGUAAUUAUCUUAAAAUUACUAUUGAGCAAAUUCACAAGAAACAAGGAUGAAAAAUCAGACGUAAGGGGUUAAAAAUGGGUGAAGGUCACGUUUGUUUGUUUGUUUGUUUGUUUGUUUGUUUGUUUGUUUUUGACCUGCUCUUACUUUGCCUCCAACUUUAAAUACUUGUUUGCUCUCACCCUUUAUUCAAUUUUUCUUUUUUUUUUCCCGAGCCAAUUCAGACUUGUCAGCCUCGACUCAGAGGCCCUGUAUAGCACUGUAUAAUUAGGCUAGUUUAGGGCCAUGUACAUCUUACACCAGUCUGAUGUGUUACUUAGAGCACACAGGCCUUUACCAACUGCUACACAUAAGUAUGUUCCUCAAUUUAAUACAUACAUGCAACUUUUCUUUUAGUGAAAUAUAAAACAUAAUCUUUACGGAGCCUAUGCACAAUAACUGGAACGUUGCUCCUACACGACUUGUAUUGUUACAGCACUAAUUCUUCAAUAGCAUUAAGGGGAAUUAUUAUUAGUAAUAAUAAUAAGUCAUUUAAAAAGUAACACGUAUUGUUUAGAAACUUAAUUCUGGCAUCAUAUGUAACCUAACAGCUGUUAUGUAUAAAUUAACAGCUGUUCAUUUAUACGCUCGAAUAGUAGUGUAAUGUCACUAGUGUACCUCUUGUGUAAUUAUACCAUGGUUGCUGUUGGUUUCAGUCUCGAACAGAUAUAAGCUGUGUCCAAAAUCGCGUACUGUGACAGUAGGUACUGCGUUAAAUUCAGGAUCUACUGCUCGGCCGUUGAUGCAGUAUGUACUGAUCAGUAUAUGUGUGUAGUAAGAAUACAAUCCGGACAUUUUCACGUGACCUAUGACGUCAUAAUAACUGCAAAAACCUACAACUCUUGUUUUAUACCUUCAACAAGUUAACAAUUUACUCAGGUGUUGUUAAACAAGUACGGUUUAACCGACAAGAAACUAGGAACGAUGUUUAAUACCUAUAGCACUUACACUUAAAAAGAGAAGACACGCUGCCUUCCACCAUUUUUGAUUCUAACAGCUCUACCACGCCAGUCCCGUUGCAUUAUGGGAUAGUUUAGUGGCUAUUGGUUCCCUGCUGCAGAAUCUUGGCAGAAGCAAUAGGUCAUCCAGGUAUUUCUCUCAUACCGUUUUAUGAAUACUGAGAAUUUGGACAAACUACUAGGGUAGUAGGGAUAUUGGACGCAGCCAUUACUUUGUUUUACAGUCACGUAAAACAAAGGGAUCCACUCUACAUGCUGUGUUGUAAUUCAGCUUAUGAGAGGUUUAGCACACUUGCUUUGUUUAGUCUGGGGACAUGGUUUGUUGAAACUGGAUGCUUUAUGUGAUGUGCCAGCAUUGCUGGUGUUAAACCAUGAAACGCCAUUGUAAAUGUCCAGCUGCUGGACUGCGCAAGGUCAUUCAUCCAGGACAGGAGUCACUUUUCAUGUAAAUCUUUACCAAUCUGGUCCUAGCUUACUGACAGGCUUGUAAAACAUAAUGUGUUACAACACGUCAAGUAAAACACAAUGCUGCAUGCUGUUAUAGGAAAAUAAUCGAAGACACAGCGGUGUGAGUGAGCAGCCAGACUGAAACAGAGCUGCUGUUAUCAUCCAUGUAAUUAUAUAUUUUACUGUAAGUUUUCUUCCUCUUAAACCACAGCAAUUUCCAGCUAUUCAAAUGUAUAAUUUAUUGUUAAACGACGCAUCAUAUUUUUAAACUCUUUUUAUACUUACAAUUAUUGUUAUGGAACGUCUGCACAAGAAGUGAGUCCCUGUUAUCGCUGUAUACGAGCUCUGAACAGUCAUUUCCUCACCAGGCUUCUUCGAGGGCAGUGUUGAAGUUCACUCGUCAGCACUCCCUUUA